Messenger RNA from Silurus meridionalis, 4264 nucleotides. Its product is annotated as adenylate cyclase type 10-like. Gene Ontology annotation, biological process: intracellular signal transduction; cyclic nucleotide biosynthetic process. Gene Ontology annotation, cellular component: cytoplasm. Gene Ontology annotation, molecular function: adenylate cyclase activity. The coding region runs from base 81 to 3734 and encodes 1217 amino acids. The transcript has 27 exons. Lineage: Eukaryota; Metazoa; Chordata; Actinopteri; Siluriformes; Siluridae. The record is from RefSeq and is a predicted model, not a curated record.
ACCUCGCGAAACGUGUUUAUUUCAUCUUGGAGCUGGAGCUCCUCUUCUUCACAGAGCCGCUGAGCGAUCCUGCAGACAGGAUGAACAAUUUCAAGUUUUCUAAAGCGUGUUGUAACUUUUUGACAGCACAAGUUCCUGAUACUGUGUUCAACAGCGACUUCACAAUGGAGCAGGUUCCUUCUACAGAACCCUACUCUGGAGUUCUGCUCUUCUUGGAUAUUUCCGGAUUCACUGCCUUAACAGAAAAAUACACUGCGAUGCAUGAAGAAGGCCAUGGGGCAGAUGAGUUGACAAACAAACUUAACCAAUUUAUCAGCAGACUGGUUAUUUGUAUCCUAGAAAAUGGUGGGGACAUCUUGAAUUUUGCAGGGGACGCAAUUCUGGCUCAGUGGUUAGUUGAGGGGAUACAGAUGAGUGAUGUGAUAUCACUGGCUGUCAAAUGCGCCUUGAAAAUUCAAAAAGAGUGUGACCUUCAGGAAGAGAAACAUGACAGCGAGCUACAUGUCAAAAUUGCAAUAUCAGCUGGGAAACUCUCCAAAAUAAUAGUGGGAAAUAAAUCGAGGCGUUUUUUUGUCAUCACUGGCCCAGCUGUGGACGAAGUGCGAAUGAAUGAGUCCCUGGCAAAUCCUGGGGAUAUUAUUCUUUCUACUGAAACAUUGAAGCUCUGCGACCAAAAGAACAUGGUCAUCAGACAUACUGCGUAUAAAAAAGCUGUCAAGAUGCUUCGUUUUAAAAAAGAGCCAAGGUUCUCAGUGGGAACGUACUAUCAGAUGCUGGCCAAGGACCAAAAAAUCCCUGAGAAAGGCUGCCUGAGAUCAGUGUUCCGGUUGAUACCUGACACAGAGAGAAAGAAUUAUCUUAGGAAAUAUAUGAUGAGAACAGUCUUGCAAGAGUUUGAUGAUGACCAGCCACCGGAACUCACAUCAGAGAUACGACCUGCAACCAUCAUGUUCAUUAACGUCACAUACACUUCAACUUAUACUCCUAUGGAGCUGUGCAGCUUUGUUCAAGAAGCCACUGUCAUAAUUGACAACAGUCUCCAUCCCCAUGGCCAACUCAACAAAAUAUUCUUUUUUGACAAGGACUGUACGUUUCUCAGUGUAUUCGGCUUGCCUGGAUAUAAGAAAAAGGAUGAGAGUGGUCUUGCAUUGAAGGCUGCCCACAGUUUACACGAGACCUGCCGCAAAAAAAUGAAGCAUCUACAGAGUAUCUCAGUUGGCAUAACUACAGGUCUAGUGUAUUGUGGUUUGGUGGGCCAUCAUUUGAGGAAUGAAUACACAGUAAUGGGAACCAAAGUAAAUCUGGCUGCCCGGUUGAUGGUUUACUACCCAGGGAUAGUUUCAUGUGACUGGGAGACCAGGUAUUACUCUGGCCUGCCUUCCUGCUGCUUCAAGGAGGAGAUUGCAAAAGACCUGAAGGGUGUGAGUCAACCAGGGAAGAUCUAUCGCUUUGAUCCUAGUCAUCAAAGGCAUGAUCAUGACGCACUACCAUCAUUAGAGAUGGAGAAAGACAGCAUGGUUGGAGACAUGCAUCGCACUCUAACCGAGCUGAACGUAUUGAGCGCAGCUGAAGGAUUGAUUUUAAGGCAUGCUGCCUUUCUUGGCCAGACGUUUACCACUAAGCUGUUGCAUAACAUCCUGCCUGAUCCAUUACAAGAGAAGCUCAACAGCAUCCUAAUGACACUCUUCCAACUGGGCAUCUUCAAGUGCGCCUCCAAGCCACCAAAGGAUUCAUCAGCCAUGACUGUAGAGAAGCCCAAGCUUGUAUGUUACUGUGGGAGCAGCAGCACAGAUGGACUAGCCUCAGUAGACGGUGUGUGGAAGUGCAAGAUGAUUGGUUUCUGCAAAGGUAUGGUAAUGGAGAUGACCUAUCAGCAGUUGUUGAAAGAGCAGAAACGGCAGCUUCAUGGAAUCUGUGCCAGCUACCUGGAGAAAAAGCCAUACCGCUGUAACAAAUGUACUAAGAACCCCAACUGCAUCGUGCCUAAAAAAUCAGUUGACAAGGCUGCAGGAAAUGGGAAUGAUACAGAGAACUUUCUGGAUAAGUUGGACACAAUAGUGAAUGAAAAGCAGGCCAGGAUGAGCACAGGCCUCAGAUGUAAGUGCGCUCAGCUACUGGAGAUGGUGCUCAUUCCUAUUGUGAGACAUUGGAGCGGUGCAGAAGACAUCUCCAAGACUUUUUACUACUUGCUGGAAUGUGCGGCUAUGUGUACAAACCUUUCUGACAACCCCAGGGCGAUGCGCUAUUUGAAGGAGGCUAAAAGAAUAUUGGAAAACCUAAAAGAAGGGAAUUCUAUAUCAGAUUUGGAGGCUCAUGACUCUGUUCAGAUCGCUAAAUUUGACCAAGCUGUUAUGUUUAAGCUCAUAGGAGAGAUUCUGUUUAAUACAGGCAACAUUUUGAAGGCAGAGGAAAAUUUCAAGGAAGCCGCAAAGCUUCUCAACUGCAGCCUUCCCAGUAACGAUUGUGCACAGUCUCUCAAAUUGUUCUGCGAGAAGAUAAAGAAAUAUAGCCAUCAAUCGAAAAAACUAAGGAUCGCAGAGAAGAAGAGGCUCAAAAUGAAAAAGCAGAAAUUACUGCAUGAUCGGAUCUGUUGUCUGUCCUUUCUAUGGCAAAUCAAAUAUAUGCAGGGGCAUUUCAAGAGUGCCUCCCUGGCUAUCACUAUGGAGAGCAACUUGUCCAUCUGGAGCACUGAUGUCUUCGAGAUGCUCUUCACCGCCAUGGAUUAUCACCAGUACAGUCAGUUUAUGAAUGACAAAAGCAAGUGCAAAUCUCUUGAAGCCUGGCUGUGCAGGAUGUGCUCCGGACUUUCUAACUGCACUGAGAACCAGAGACUAAUAAACCGCUUGGCUCGCACCCUGGCUAUCGUUCACCUGUGCAGAGGAAACUUAAAGGAGUCUGCCGAUUUCACUAUUCGAGCGCAGCAUUUGGAUGGAGUUGGUUUGGAUGCAAGGACCAUUGGCAUAUUACAUCUGGCUCUGCUUUUCACUGGGAGAUACAAGGAGGGUAUGCAGCUGAUCUAUAAAUUGGAGACAAUCAGCAGUGAAAUGCUCAGCAUCGUAGCUAAGGGCUGGUUUUAUGCUGCCUGCUUGAACAUCCUGUUAUAUGCUGGCAUCUCAUUGAGACCAUUGGAGGAAUUUUUGGACUUUGUAAAAGAGAGUCAGUCUGAUGUAAACCUCGUAGCUGACAAGAGCCUGAUGAUGCAUUUGUAUUUUUCGUUGGCUCUAUGGUUUGCACGGCUGAAUGACUGGGAGAACUUUACAGUCUUCUACGAUAAGGCAUUUGGAAUGUACAUUCAGAUUCCCCCGACCAUCUACUCCAUCAGCGGUGUGGCUGUGUUCCUCGAGUGCAAUGUUUUGUUGUUCAAGCAAGAGCUGGUUAAAUUCAACAGACCCUGCAUGAAGGCCUACGAAAGAACACUGCAGCUCUUCACUGAUUUCAGACAUUGCUUUGGCGGAGAUCACAUCUUCGUCCCUCGUGUGCUGCAUCUAAAUGCUUUCCUGAACCAGCUUGUUGGCAAGACGACGCUUGUAGAAAACCUCCUUAUGGACGCUCUGCAGCUGUCAGAGAAACAGGGAAACCUUUUGGAUAACACCCAGAUCAAGCACAGCCAGGCCACAUGGUCUGCUACAUACAGUCAGACUCCAUCUGAUUUUUGUACAGACAUUAAGACCCUGCAGUUUUGGGAUGAGAAAGCAAUACACAAUUCUGAGCAGUUGUUAGGUCUACUGUUUUAAUUUAGAGUGCAACUCAGAAUCAGCUUCUGACUCUUCGGCUGAAAGCCAUCACGACAGAGCACCCAUACCAGGAGUACAUCACAGAACAUCUUUAUCAGGAAGAACAAAACCAUCCAGAGCCCGGGAACACUCUAGAUUAGUUUUAAGGGCUAACAGGACAAAGACAUACACUAGAUGACCAUAACAUUUGUGUGCUUUCUGAACAUCCCAUUCCAGAUUUUGUCCCCAUUUUUUGUUAUGAUAACCUCCACUUUUAUGGGAAGUGUGCUUGUGGAGAUUUGUUCACCCCUAGCGUGUUAGUAAAGUCAGGUACUCCAACCCACUUUGUUACUUUACCCAUAAAAAUAAAAAAAAACAAGUCUGGGAGGUAAAAGGUAUAAAAUGCUCAGACACUUUUAAGCUUUUGUGUUUAGGCAGAGGUAAAUGGCAGCAGGUGAACUGAUUGAAAUAUUUGGCAAGAAAUUGUACAAAAAAACAAGUUGCUUUCUGAAGGGCUGGAGAGCGGUACAAUAAAGAGUGUCCGCAGGCAA